GCGUAGCUAGGCGACCAGGGGCGGGGGCUCCAAGUGGGUUUUGCUCUGGCGGCGGCAGCGGCCGUUCCGCAGGGGCGGGAAGAGGUGCGGGACCCCACGGCGGGGCGGGCCGGCCCGGCCCGGCGGCGCACUCACCCCGCGGCCCGGAGCGGUCCGGCCGCUCGCGGACAGAGGGGCGGCGGCGGCAGCGGCAGCGGCAGCGGCAGCAGAAGGCGGCGGAGCGGGGACCGGAGACCGGAGCGGGCCGGGCGGGGGCUGCCCCGUGAGCCGGUGCCGGCGGUGGAUGUGCGGCUGGGGCGAGGGGAUGAUGCUGGCGGGGCCGCAGCUGGUGGCGGGGCCGGCGGCGCCGGGCGGGGAGCGGGCCCGGCUGCUUUCGCUCUACGUGCAGGACUACCUGGAGUGCGUGGAGUCGCUGCCGCUGGACAUCCAGCGCAACGUGUCGCUGCUGCGGGAGGUGGACACCCGGUGCCAAGAAGCUUUAAAGGAAAUAGACGACGUCUAUGAAAAAUACAAGUCUGAGAACGAUCCUGCUCAGAAGAAACGCUUGCAGCAGCACCUCCAGCGGGCUUUAAUCAACAGUCAAGAACUCGGAGAUGAGAAAAUUCAGAUAGUUACUCAGAUGCUGGAACUGGUAGAGAAUAGAGCCCGACAGAUGGAAACACACUCUCAGUGUUUUCAGGAUCUGUCUGAAAACGACAAGCCUCUGGAAAAGGCCAAGAUGGAGUCCUGCCAGCCAGAGAGAUCAUCACGUAGACCUCGUCGGCAGCGAACCAGCGAGAGCCGCGACCUGUGCCAUAUAGCCAACGGGAUCGAUGACUGCGACGAUCAGCCACCUAAAGAGAAAAGAUCGAAAUCUUCCAAGAAGAAAAAACGCUCCAAAGCCAAACAAGAGAGGGAGGUUUCACCCGUGGAGUUUGCGAUUGAUCCCAAUGAACCGACUUACUGCUUAUGUAACCAAGUGUCUUACGGCGAAAUGAUAGGAUGUGAUAACGAACAGUGUCCUAUUGAGUGGUUCCACUUCUCGUGUGUUGGACUCACCUAUAAACCGAAGGGGAAAUGGUAUUGCCCCAAGUGCAGAGGAGAUAACGAGAAAACGAUGGACAAAUGUACUGACAAAUCAAAAAAGGAUAGAAGAUCGAGGUAGUGAAUGCGAUUCGUGUUUUAAAGAGUUGCUCCUUUUAUAUUGAAAUGUUUAAUUUCCAGAGAAUGCUGUUUUAGGAGAUGCAUAAGACUAUGCAAUAAUUUUUAAUCUAUAAUAUUAAUGGAGUAUUAAAAGCUGUUAUACCUUCUGUGAUCUUUAACUUUCUGCACUGAAUAACCAAAUAGUCGAAACAGGGUGGCUUCAGACGUUCACAGAAGACGUUACAAGCAUAUGGCGCUUGAUGGCAAUUUAACCCCGGUAGUAUUUUAAAACGACGACGUGUGAAUCUUGAAGUAAUGGUGGUGGGAAAGAUACUGGAGAACUUCUUUUCAUGCUAGGGAGAAGGCAGUGAAAUGCCUCGCCUAACUGCUAUCAUCUUAACAACUGAAUCUGUUCUUCAUCCCAGGUCUUAAGUUUGUGUGUUGAGAUCACGCAUUUAGGAACAGGGCUUUUUAAUUCGGCUGUAACUGUAGAAGUCUUCCGAGCUAAAAGCAGACCUCUCCAGUGACUCUCAUAUCACCAGUAUGUUGUUCCAAGGAAGAAAAUACCACUAACUUAAGCUUUUUUUUGUCAAUAUUAAAGUAUUGUCUUUGUGACUUUA
Molecule: messenger RNA, 1742 nt
Organism: Gallus gallus (chicken)
Lineage: Eukaryota; Metazoa; Chordata; Aves; Galliformes; Phasianidae
Gene: ING2
Product: inhibitor of growth family member 2
Exons: 2
Coding region: 284-1144 (286 amino acids)
Biological process (GO): positive regulation of DNA-templated transcription
Cellular component (GO): nucleus
Source: RefSeq, a predicted model, not a curated record